CCCAAGGGCCAAGGCAACAAAGUGCAAAACGGCUCAGUGCACCAGAAGGAUGGGUUGAAUGAUGAUGACUUCGAGCCCUACCUGAGCCCCCAGGCCCGGCCGAACAAUGCAUACACUGCAAUGUCUGAUUCCUACCUACCCAACUACUACAGUCCCUCCAUCGGAUUCUCCUACUCCUUGGGUGAAGCUGCCUGGUCCACGGGGGGAGACCCUCCCAUGCCCUACCUGACCUCCUACGGACAGCUGAGCAACGGGGAGCCCCACUUCCUCCCAGAUGCCAUGUUUGGGCAGCCAGGGGCCCUUGGCAGCACUCCCUUCCUCGGGCAGCAUGGCUUUAACUUCUUCCCGAGCGGGAUUGACUUCUCAGCUUGGGGGAAUAACAGUUCUCAGGGACAAUCCACCCAAAGCUCUGGCUACAGCAGCAAUUAUGCCUACGCCCCCAGCUCGCUGGGAGGGGCCAUGAUUGAUGGGCAGUCAGCCUUCGCCAACGAGACCCUCAACAAGGCUCCUGGCAUGAACACCAUCGACCAGGGCAUGGCAGCCCUCAAGUUGGGCAGCACAGACGUGGCCAGCAGUGUCCCCAAAGUGGUGGGUUCGGCUGUGGGAAGCGGAUCCAUCGCCAGUAACAUCGUGGCAUCCAACAGUUUGCCUCCGGCUACCAUCGCUCCGCCGAAGCCAACCAAGAACGGCAUCGCAGGGUCAAGUCUUCCACCACCUCCCAUAAAACACAACAUGGAUAUCGGAACUUGGGAUAACAAGGGGCCGGUGGCGAAAGCCCCGGCGCAGGCCUUGGUUGCCAACCUGGCCCAGCAGCCGGGGCAGGUGUCCCCGCAGCCCGUGGGCCAGCAGAUCAACAGUAGCCCUCCGGUGGCCCAGGCUGGGG
Molecule: messenger RNA, 883 nt
Organism: Acanthisitta chloris (rifleman)
Lineage: Eukaryota; Metazoa; Chordata; Aves; Passeriformes; Acanthisittidae
Product: YTH domain-containing family protein 2-like
Exons: 4
Source: RefSeq, a predicted model, not a curated record